Molecule: messenger RNA, 2814 nt
Organism: Centropristis striata (black sea bass)
Lineage: Eukaryota; Metazoa; Chordata; Actinopteri; Perciformes; Serranidae
Gene: asb2a.1
Product: ankyrin repeat and SOCS box containing 2a, tandem duplicate 1
Exons: 9
Coding region: 103-2055 (650 amino acids)
Biological process (GO): intracellular signal transduction
Molecular function (GO): protein binding
Source: RefSeq, a predicted model, not a curated record
UGUUUUGCUCUGUGUUUGUUUUGCUCUGUGUUUGUUUUGCUCUGUGUUUGUUUUGCUCUGUGUUUGUUUUGGAUGCUUGCAGUUGUUUAGAGUUUCUUGGUCAUGGCGGCUCCCCCUGAAUCCUUAGAGGAUUAUUCGCUCUACAGUAACCUGAGUGACUACGAGCUGCUGCAGCUCGCCAUUGAGCGCAGUCUGACCGAUACGCGCUGCAACACCACCGCCGCUCCCACCGCCACCGCCGCCACUCCCGCCGUCGCUGCACCUCCCCAACCUGCAACCAGAAACACCAGCGCAUCGAACUACAGCUCCCACAAUCCACCUGCAGAAGCUCCUCCUGAUCCGAAGACGUUUGACGGGACGAUCAGUCGCUUCAUGACGGGUUCUGGGAAACGCAUGGUGGCGUAUCGCAGACCCGAUGGCGGUCUGGUCUACAUGGCUCCAGAACCUGAAGAGGAGGAGGAGCCUCUGUUCAGAGCCGUCCGUGUCGGUGAUGUGAGCGGAGUGAAAGCGUUGGCGAUGCGUUCAGGGACCAACCUGAUGCUGCCGAGUAAACCGGGCUGGCUCGCCAUUCACCAGGCGGCGUGGUACGGUCAGGACACCUGUCUGAGAGUCCUGCUGUCAGCUCAGCCAGGGAUGGUCAACAAGCGGACGGAGCGCGGUGAGACGGCGUUGCUGGUUGCCGUCAGUAAAGUUCAGCUGCGAUGCGUCGAGGUUCUGCUGGAGAACGGAGCGGACCCCGACACCCCCAACCACGACAGAGAGACGCCGCUAUACAAAGCCUGUGAGAGAAGCAGCGCUGCGAUCGUGGCGGCGUUGUUGAACCGCGGCGCGGCGGUCAACACUCACUGUAACCAGGGCUGGACGGCGCUGCAGGAGGCGGCGGGCCGGAACAACGUGGAGGUCUGUGAGAUGCUGCUGAAGGCCGGCGCCAAACACGACCUCGCCAACAUAUACGGCAUCUCGCCGCUGUUCACCGCGGCCCAGAGCGGGCAGCUCGCCACGCUGCGCUGUCUCCUCAAACACGGUGCAGACAUUAACACCCAGGCGUCUGAUGGAGCCACGGCUCUGUAUGAAGCAGCUAAAAACGGCCACGUGGAGGUGGUGGAGCUGCUGGCGGCUCAGAAGGCCGACGCCAACAAACCUGGAAAAAGAGGAUUGUUACCGCUCCACAUCGCCGCCCAGAGAGGAAGUGACACCAUCGUCUCCAUGUUGAUCCCGGUCACUAGUAAGGUCAGAGUGCGGCGAACCGGCAUCAGCCCGCUCCACCUGGCCGCCGAGCGUAACCGUGACGACAUCCUGGAGACUCUGAUCGCAGCGGGCUUCGACGUGAACGCUCAGCUGUCCGACGAGCAGUGCAAGCUGUACGAGGACCGCCGCAGCACGGCGCUCUACUUCUCCGUCAUCAACAACAACGUGGAGGCGGUGCGCAUGCUGCUGGCGGCCGGCGCCGACCCCAACCUGGACGUGUUCCGGCCGCUGAUGGUGGCGGUGAGGCUGGGCUGCGUCCAGACCGUCACCCUGCUGGUGGAGCACGGAGCGGACAUUAACGCCGCCAUCCCGACUCACCCCACCACCUUCCCCGCCGUCUACAUGUUCUCCAUGAAGUACCUGUCCCUGUUCAAGUACCUGCUGGACCACGGAGGCCACGCCCACUCCUGCUUCACCUGCACCUACGGUUCCCGACCUCAUCCACCAAUCAAAACCAGGCGCUCAGACCGGGAGCUCGAUGAUAGAGUCCCCCAUCAGACAGGAGGCGUCCAGUUCUGUGAGAUGAUCUCAGCUCCCAGUAUCUGUCGGUGGGCGGGGCCUAUCAUUGACGUCCUGUUGGACUACGUUGGUCAUGUGACUCUCUGCUCCAGACUGAUGGAACACCUGGACAGUUUCCCCGACUGGAGCGUCAUCAAGGACAAAGCAGCCCCUCCGCGGCCGUUGCUGCAGCUCUGCAGGUUGCAGGUUGUGCAGCUGGUUGGCCGUCGACGUGUGAAGAAGUUGCCGCUGCCUGGAGGUCUGAUCCGCUUCCUGCUGCACCAGGAGAUGUCUGAGGACGACUGGUGAAAGAAAACCUUUCUAAACUUCAUCCAGCUUGUUUUUGAUCUUUCAGCCAGAAGACUCUGUUGCCUUGCUUGUUAUGAUUAAAACGUGAUUAUUACACGUCUCACACUGCAAAAAGUCAGCUCGUAAAAACAAGAAACAAACGUAUAAAAAUGAGGUAUAUUUUGCUUAAAAAUAGCAAAAUUAUCUGCCAAUGGAGCAAGAAAAUGUGUCUUGUCAAGACUUUCCAAAACCAGUAAAAAUAUCUAAUCUCAAUGAACAACAAAUAUCUUAGAAUUAGUGUAUUCUGACUAAUAACGAGUGCAUUUUUCUUGAUUCUAAUGAAUUACACGUGACCUAAAAUAUGCUUGAGUUAAUAAUAUGCAUAGGCAUUAUAUUUCAAGAAACCAGCAAAGUCAAACUAAAAACUAGUGAACUUUUACUGAUACAGCUACAAAGAUUUUUAUCUGUAUGUACAAUAUUUUUUUUCAAAUUCUUAAAAUAGGGCAAAAGCCGUGGAAUCUUUCUAUCAAACAAGUAAAAACAGUCUAAAAAAAUAAAAAACUGCUGACUAAGAACUAUCUUAUCAGACAAAAAUAAUCAGAUAUCCCCUUGAUCUGAGAUAUUUAAUCUGACUUAGAUUUCAGUUUUUGCAGGUACGGAAUAAAUGGCUUUUAUUUUCCUGGAUGUUCCGGAGUUUCAUGUUUUUUUCUGCUGUGGAUGUAAAUUAAAUGUUUAAAUGUGUUUCAGGAAACUUCACACAGUAGUUUUCACAUUUUUGUA